UCUCACCCAGCCAAAACAUUGAGCCCUUCCACGCGGCGCCCGUCGUGGACGUCCGCUGACGUUGCAAGCGUGGAUGUGAGCUGCUGCGUGCGCGCUCUCGCGCCAUCGAUCCAAGUGUUAACCCACUUCAAGUCGUUCGUUGUCUAUCUGCCAAGGGAUCGACACCAGGUAGAUGUCCAGCGUUGGAUGGCGUCUCUGUCCAUUCACGCUCUGAACCGUUUGGAAGCUUGAACCGCGGCCUGCGUUCCGCGCAACCACCACGCUGACCGCGCGGAACACCCGCAUGGCCCACCCAUGGCUCCGUCGUCUCCCCGAUCAACGAGCGCCUCCACAUUCGCGUGCCAUCACAGUGCUGAUCGUGCAAACGGCCCCAGCAUGCAUGCUCGAAUGGGCGAGAGGCAACGCAUACGAAUCCUAGCGCAGUAUUCAACGGGGCUAUGAGCAUGACCGCCAUGGCUCGUGUGUCCUUGAAGGGCGGGGGGGCCAACUCGGUCGUAGGCGGCGGUCCGCAGACAUCCUUUCGACGACGGCUCACGUUGGACAUCCCAUCGUCCCAGCCAUUGGUGUCCUGCGCUAUGAUUCGUCGAAAGUUUGAAAUACAGGCCUAUGAUUGGCUAUUUUGUCCCAUCCGGCAACCAACCACUCAAUCCAUCUCCCCACGGUCCAUUUUAAGCUUCAACCAGCGCACGAGAUGGAGCAGCUCGACACGGAUCAAGUGACCAAGGCCGUGGUCGCGCUCAAGCAAUUCCUCAAGAAGAAGAAGGCGCAGACGUCCAAGCAGGCCCUCGUCGACGAAAACAACACGAUCCAGAUCAUUUUCACACGAGUUACCGUGCCUGUCAAGGAAUCCCUCAAGGCCAUUCCCAUGUGCGACUAGGAACAUUUGCCACGACGUUUCUCGCAUCUAACGUAUUGCCAUGUGUAGCAAAUUGCCGCACAACAUCCGUGGUGAUGGCGAAGCGUGCUUGUUCGUGAAAGACUCGGACAAGGACCGCAUCAAGGCACAUCUCAAGGCCGACCCGGUCGCCGGGUUGGCGAAAGUCAUGCCGCUCAAGAAGCUCAAGAAGAACUUUUCACAAUUUAAAGACAAGCGCGAACUAAAGGCCGCGUACGGCGUCUUUCUCGUCGACGACCGUGUGCUGCCGUACGUCAAGUCGCUGUUGGGCAAAACGUUCUUCGACGCGAAGAAGCAGCCGACGACUGUCAACGUGACUGGGAAGAAGAACAUUAGCGACCACAUCCGCCGCGUUCUCGAUGGAACGGAGAUGUUCACGUCGCCUGGGCCGUGCUUCAACGUCAAGAUUGCCCACGACGGCAUGGACACGGAUCACAUUGUCGCCAACAUCGUCCAAGGCACCAAGAACAUCCUGGAGCAUGUCCCGAAAAAGUGGAAGAACAUCAAGUCGAUCAACAUCAAGACGUCGGACUCGGUGGCGCUACCCAUCUACAAUGCGCUCCCCAACUCGUCCAAGCUUCCGAUUGGGUCCAAGAAGCGAAAGGCUGAGGACUCCGACGCGCAACCUUCGAAGAAAGCCAAAGCUUCAGAAGCCAAGACCGCCGAGACCCCGGCGGUCUCAGUGGCCACCCCUGCUCCCAAAAACGUGACUGCUGACACGAAGGUGAUUGAGAAACCAGCGGCGAAGACCAAGGCUAGCUCUGCGAAGAAGGUUUCCACCCCAGUGAAAGCGGUAGCGACUAAGGUGAGCCCUGCAAAGAAGGCGUCGAAGCCUGUGAAGGCGGAAACAGUAGUCAAAGCAAGCCCGAGCACGAAGAAGGCCACCCCAGUGAAGCCUAGUCCGGCGAAGAAGGAGGCAGCUCCCACGAAGGAAGCCCCCUUGAAGAAGGAAGCUGUCAAGUCAGUGAAAACGGCGACCCCCCCGACAAAGAAGAGUCCUGCCAAGAAGGUCUCUGCCACAAAGAAAUAGACGUGAUUAUAGAGAGUACGCAAGGUCAAUUCAGUAUUUUAUCUCCA
This is a messenger RNA of Aphanomyces invadans, 1972 nucleotides long. RefSeq lists its product as hypothetical. NCBI's taxonomy places the organism in Eukaryota, Oomycota, Saprolegniomycetes, Saprolegniales, Verrucalvaceae. Bases 918 to 1925 code for a protein of 335 amino acids. The transcript has 2 exons. The record is from RefSeq and is a predicted model, not a curated record.